Galeopterus variegatus (Sunda flying lemur) is the source of this 1287-nucleotide messenger RNA. Its product is annotated as leukocyte immunoglobulin-like receptor subfamily A member 6. NCBI's taxonomy places the organism in Eukaryota, Metazoa, Chordata, Mammalia, Dermoptera, Cynocephalidae. The record is from RefSeq and is a predicted model, not a curated record.
AUGGGAGAAGGGAGGUGUUUGGGACAAACCAGUCCCUGGAGUCCCGGCUUGUCUUUCCCUCCAGGUUUGUCCAGGAAGCCCUACCUCGUGACCCAGCAGGGCCUUUUCAUGGCCUCUGGAGAGAGUCUGGCCCUCCAGUGUCAGUCUGGUGUCAGCUACAACAGAUUCACUCUGUCCAAGGAGGGGGGAUGUGAUCUCUCCCAGCGCCCUGGCCAGCAGUGUCAGGCUGGGCUCUCUCAGGCUGACUUUCCCCUGGACCCUGUGAGUGGCUCCCAUGGGGGCAGAUACAAGUGCUACGGUGCAUGCAACCUGUCCUCUGAGUGGUCGGCCCCCAGUGACUCCGUGGACAUCCUGAUCACAAAGCAGCUCCCUGACAGACCCUCCCUCUCCAUGAAGCUGGGCCCCAAGGUAGCCUCGGGAGUGAACGUGACCCUGCUGUGUCAGUCAUCGAGCCCAAUUGACCCUUUCCUUCUGUCCAAAGUGGGGAGAAACAAUCCCCCACUGUGUCUUGAAAUAAACAUGGACACACAUACACAAAACCAAACAGUGCAAUGUGCUGGAAAACUGAAUGAUGAAUACAAGAGUGAAAUCAAGGAGACAACCCUGCUCACUGUCUACCUACAGCAGAGCCUUGAAGAUGAAGACCUCCAGGGAGUGACAUACGCCCAGCUGGGGCCAGUGGGAGGAGGCACCAUGACCCCCAUCCUCACAGCCCUGCUCUGCCUUGGUCUGAGUCUGGGUGCCAGGACCCAAAUGCAAGCAGAGACCCUCUCAAAACCCACCAUCUGGGCUGACCCAGGCUCUGUGAUCACCUUGGGGAGCCCCGUGACCAUCUGCUGUCAGGGGACCCUGGAGGCCCAGGAGUACCACCUGUAUAAAGAGGGAAGAUCAUUUCCCCGGGACACACAGAGAUCACCGGAGCCCAGGAACAAGGCCAAGUUCUCCAUCCCAUCCAUGACACAGCACUAUGCAGGGCGAUAUCAAUGUUACUAUCACAGCCCUGCUGGCUGGUCAGAGUCCAGUGACACCCUGGAGCUGGUGGUGACAGAAGCAGCUGAUACCUUUAGCCCACCACAAAACAAGUCAGACUCCAAGACUGCCUCACACCCCCAGGAUUACACAGUAGAGAAUCUCAUCAGGAUGAGCAUGGCUGGUUUGAUCCUGGUGAUCCUCGGGAUUCUGCUAUUUCAGGCUCAACACAGCCACAAGCCCCCAAGAUGCAGCCACGAGGUAAACAUGAGAGAACAAUGCACUAUGAGAAUCGUGGAGGCUUGGAAAUACAUCUGA